Messenger RNA from Melampsora larici-populina 98AG31, 678 nucleotides. RefSeq lists its product as uncharacterized. The record is from RefSeq and is a predicted model, not a curated record. Bases 1 to 678 code for a protein of 225 amino acids. NCBI's taxonomy places the organism in Eukaryota, Fungi, Basidiomycota, Pucciniomycetes, Pucciniales, Melampsoraceae. The transcript is spliced from 9 exons.
AUGCUAUUCGGGUACACCAUCAUUCUAGCAGCUCUUGUGGCUGCCCAAACCGCUAUAGCCACCAAUCACACAGCCUGUUUCAAUUAUUUCUUGCAAAAAGACGGAUGCGUCUUCGCAUCUGCCGACGAUGAGACUCGCUGCAACGCCACAACUGGGAAACCAGAGAUCCAUAGUCCAAUGAAUCCUGUUGGAAGGUUUCAACAAAAAGGAUGUCAAAAGCAUCUUAAAAUACCCGCGCCCAGACCAGCAUCCUUAGGACGACGAUACACCUCUGAGAACACCAACACGUCUUUCGCGAUUGACGAUGGCCCAGGUGCAUGCGGCAAUUACAGUACUAAUAUGCCAGGAGCCUGUCUCUGGGCCGGCACUGAACAAGACAAAGGUGAUAACCCUUUGACCGCAGGAUGGGUGAACGGAGCAAAGACAUCGAACUGCGGGAAACAACUUUACAUUCAGCGUAAAGGUCGGCCCGACAAGCCUUUCUUUGUCCCUGUCGUUGAUGCCUGCAAUUUCUACACCUUGAAUGUUACCAUUGGAUGUUUCCAAAUCGCCGUCACUAACAAGACUUUCUACGAUCUCGAACCCACUGAGCAAGAGCUUCAGCAAGGAUAUCUUGGAGAUCUUGUUUGGGAUUUCAACAACUUGUACGGAAACAAAUCCACAAAUGGUCCUGUAUAA